UGUCACGGAGUUUUAACGGGCUGGAGUCUGUCCACCCACUAAAGGCAUCUUCCAAUCAGAUUGUCUGUACAGGGCGAAGCCACGCCCCGCACGGCUUCUUUCCGUGCAUAUAUUAAAAUAAUGCUUCCUCCAUCAUGUGAGGGAUAUUUCUAAUAAAUGGUUAUAAAAGUAUUCACCCUUCAUAUGAAACUGAACGUCGACAUAACAUUAAUUCCAACUUCCUGCAUUUGAAAUACGCUUUAACAUGAUACUACACAUGGCAAUCUAUUCAAAAGAAAGUUAUAAGGUCCUACAGUCCCAGUCUCUGCUGUGGGUUCCUGAUCCGUCGUGGUGGUCUACUGUCUGGCCCUGGAGGGCUUCUGCUCUGUCUGUUCCGCCAUGGAGGUAUUCUGCCUUGUCUGCUCCGCCCUGGUGGGCUCCAGUCCCGUCUGCUCCACCCUGGUGGGCUCCAGUCCCGUCUACUCUGCACUGGUGGGCUUCUGCUCUGUCUGCAACACCGUGGAGGUCUUCUGCCCCAUCUACUCCGCUCUGGUGGGCUCCUGCUUCGUCUGCUCUGCCCUGGUGGGCUCCUGUUCGGUCCUGGUCUCCGCCUGGGUACUCUGCUUCGCCGGUUCUGCCUGGGUGUCCUGCUCUGCCGGCUCUGCCUCAGUCCCCGGUCUUCUCACUCCCACGUGGACCUGGCCCUCCGUCCCUCCCCCUGUUCGGCCUCUGCUCCACCACCCUCCUGGAUUGUGUAGUGGUUGAAUCCGGUCUAUGAACUUCCGUUCACUCACCACCAGAGGUCACUCGCUCACCACAUUGACUCUCACAGCACACAUCACACUGGACUCAAUUUCCCAUCAUCCAUUGCACUGAUUGCACACAUAGCUGAUUGCACUGAUCACACACCCUACUGAAGCCAUGGACUUUCUCUCCCUCACUGCCGAGUAUUGUAUGCACUUAUCCUUCUCCUAGCGAUAGCUACUACGGAGCCCACUUAGUUGUCUUAGUCUUGCCUGUUUUCCUGUGUUUGUUUCUAGCCCGUGUUCCCUGGAUUAACCCUUGCCUUGCCGUUUGGACACUGUUUGCACCUCUCUUGGAUUCUAACUCAUGUACCUGGAUUAUCUCUCUGCCUUGCCCCAUUGGAUACUGUUCACCGAUCGUCGACCCACGCUUGUCCUAGGAUUACUCUUUGUCUUGUCCCUGCCAUACCUGUUUGCCAUUGUUUCGACCCUGCCUGUAUUUAUGACCAUGCCUUUAAAUAAA
This is a messenger RNA of Onychostoma macrolepis, 1245 nucleotides long. RefSeq names its product foot protein 1 variant 2-like. The coding region runs from base 379 to 744 and encodes 121 amino acids. NCBI's taxonomy places the organism in Eukaryota, Metazoa, Chordata, Actinopteri, Cypriniformes, Cyprinidae. The record is from RefSeq and is a predicted model, not a curated record. The transcript is spliced from 2 exons.